This is a messenger RNA of Acanthoscelides obtectus, 862 nucleotides long. The record is from the annotation of a GenBank genome assembly. Lineage: Eukaryota; Metazoa; Arthropoda; Insecta; Coleoptera; Chrysomelidae.
AACCGACUGUAAGAAAACAUCAGAGGGAUGCAGGAGAAGCUUACAUUUCAUCGAGAAACGUACCUGGCUGCGUUAAGCCAGCCAGAAGAGGUAUGAUUUAUUAACAGUUAAAAGUAUCCACAGACGAUGCACAUUAUUAUUUUAUAGUGUACAAAAAAUAUUGAGCGUUUUUUGUGUAAGGUGUUUAAUCCACAAUAUGCAGGGUGGCCACCGACAUAUUCUUCUCAUUUUCACUCAUGCUUUAGGCCUGUGACCAUUCUGACAGUAUGGGAUAUCGUGUAAUGUGUGCAUUUUUUUCAGAAACGUGUCUGAAAAUGUCCUCAAACCCCCAGAGGAUGUAACGCCGAUUUGCUCGUUGGAAGGCAUACAUUGCACUGUAAAGUACGGUAUAGAGUAUCACGGCAUUUUCAAGAGCAAGUUCAAUCUACGAUCUGGUCUACCAAGAUCUGACACAUGUUCGUAUUGUGAAAAACUGUUUAUGAAACUUUGUUCAACUGAUGACGCUAAUGAAAAGAAAAAAAUUGAAAUCGAGAGUGAAAUCCACCAUAGAAAAGCUGUAGCGGGUUAUAAAACAUUGAAAGAUGAUACCGAGACCUCUAAACUCAAUCCCAAUUAUGUUGUAUUAUGCACAGAUCUGCAACAAGUGCUUUUUCGUCCCAAUUUGACACAUUCAUCUGUAUUCUACCAAAGGCAAUUCUCAACAUAUAACUAUGCUGUUCAUAAUAUGGGGGAGGAAAACACAACAAUGUUACUAUGGCAUGAAGCAAUGGCACACCGGGGAUCUACAGAGAUGGCUUCAGCACUACUAUUCUAUAUUACUAACAAGUAUAGCCGCCUCAAACCAGGUGAAGAAAAAAACUAG